AAGCCAACUAACUACCAAUUGUUUCUCAUCCUUUUACUUUUUCUCCUUUGUUCUCUCCAUUUUUUUUCUAUUUAAAAUCAAUUUUCUUUGUCUAUGUUUUUGAGUUAUGCAUAUGGCUCAUGAUAUUUCAUCUUCUAAGUUUUCUUCAAAGUGUGACAUAAAUUUUUUAUCCGAUGAUUUAUUAGCCGAAAUCUUCACUCGUUUACCAUUCAGAUCCACCGUUGGAUGCAAAUGUGCUUCAAAACGUUGGCUUGAUUUGAUUUCAAGUCCUUAUUUCAUAACACAAUUUGUAUCACAUCAACACUUUCUUUACAAAUCAAUUUUGAUAUUUGUCACUCCUCAUGAACUCAUGUUAGCUUUUCGGGAACAAUCUCAAUCAUAUUGUUUUUCUCGAAAUAAUUCGUCUUUAAUCGAGGAUAUCUUGGACAAACAAAAAAGUCAAUCUUUAGAAAUUCCCGUUUCUUUUUCUCCGGAUAUGCUUCUCAAUGGAAGCAUAUGUGGUUGUUCCAACGGUAUAUUCUUGUGUUGUGACAACAGAUAUACAUAUGGUAGCGGUUAUUAUGUUUAUAACCCACUCACAAAACAAUCUAUACCAAUACCUCCUUCUAAUUCGACAUCGAAUGAAAAUUUAUUCGCUGUGGGAUUUAUUUGCAAUCCUUAUUAUGAUGUACACGAAGGAAAAAAAAAUGUAUUAAAGAAUGUGGUGGCCGCUCCUUAUUCAGAUGAACGCAAUUUUCGAGUUGUGAUCAUUAAAUCCUUUAUAAUAAAGAUGUUUCAUAUCGAAGUAGAUGUUUUCUCGUCCGAGACGGGUUCGUGGGAACACAUUAUUAUGAAUUUACCUAAUGGAUUUGCUUUUGCUCCACAUUGGCUUCUAAGUUUGUCCUAUGAUGGAAGCUUGUAUUUCAUGGGUAGGACUAGCAUUUUUGUGUUUGAUCCUUAUACACAACAAAAGGAUACCCUAGAUUAUCCUCAAGAAGCUGAUUCAAUGAACAUAAUGAGUUUUGGGUUUCUUGGAAUCUCUUGUGGGAGUUUGAGGAUAGCUGAUAUUGGACAAAAUGAUUUGAGAGUUUGGGAACUCAUUGAAAAAAAUCAUUGGGAUUUGUUGCAUAGGAUUGAUAUAUCAACAAAGUUACCACAAAAAUUUUGUGCUAAUUAUUAUAAAAGGGUAGCUGGAUUUCAUCCAUAUGAUGGUGACAUUGUGUAUUUACAUUCUUAUACUGAUGGAGUUUUUGUUUGUAACCUUAGGACAAACAAAUUUGAGGCUAUUCUUGGUUAUGAAAAAACUGAUAUUAGUCCAUUUCAAUUAGAGAUAAAAGAUUUGUUGUUGCCUUCAAAAUCAUCAUCAUCCAUUGAAUAAGAUUAUUGGAUGAAUAGUAUAUUUGUUUAAUUUCUUAGAUUUUUAGGUGCUUAGUCUUUUUUAUUUUUAAAAAAGAAGAUUAUAUUUUCUAAGUAUUGAAUAAUACAAUUUACUUUUUUUAGUGCACUAUACAAUUGUACUUUAGUGUGUAUUUUUAAUUUAUGAUGGUGGAGUUUUCAUGUCA
Cicer arietinum (chickpea) is the source of this 1541-nucleotide messenger RNA. Its product is annotated as putative F-box/LRR-repeat/kelch-repeat protein At1g11620. The record is from RefSeq and is a predicted model, not a curated record. Gene Ontology annotation, molecular function: protein binding. Lineage: Eukaryota; Viridiplantae; Streptophyta; Magnoliopsida; Fabales; Fabaceae.